AUGAAGGGCACCACAGAUCCAGAGGAGGUAUCCAAUCAUUCGCCUGUGGUCGAGCUCCUGGAUGCCAUCUACAAGUUGAUGCAGGCAGAGGCUCCAGAGCCAGAGGUUGAAGAAGGUGAUUCGGUGGUGGCCGCCGACCUUGAUGCCGACACCGUUUUGGCCGACCAUGAAGUCGCAUUGAAGCAGCUGGUCCCUGCUCCCCCAGAGGGUACUUCAACUGAUGAACUUCAAGAGCAUUUGAUUGCUUUGCAGAAGAAGGUCAAGCAGUUCUCCAAGUUUGUCCCCAUGUCAAACACAGCUAGGAGCUUAGCUUUGAAGCUGGAGGCCACUGCAGUGGCAGGAACCGCUUUGAGGAAGUUCCAUCAUGCUGUCCUUGUGUACGAUUCCAAAGUCCUUGGCGAAGCAAGCAGCCAUGCUCAUGUGCGCAUUCCGCCUUUUCAGGCAGCACACCUCAAAACAGUAGUUCAGGCUUGGAUCCAAGCUCGAGGGAAGAAAUCCGGUGAUGAAGAUGAGCUUGGCAUCGUCUUGGUGCUAGAUGGCUUUAGGCCUGGGCUGGAAAGCAGCAUUGGUGCUGCCUUUGUGGGGCCAGAUGGAAAGAACUUGCAGAAGAACCGGGUUCUGUUCAGCGUGAAGUACACGGAAGAAUCAUUGCUCAGCCGCAAGCAGCUCCAGAGAGGGUUGCUGCAGCAGGUUGAGGCCUGCCACUGUUUCACCACGGAUGGCUUGGCACUCAGGCGCAAGCUUCGGCUGUUCAACGACAAGGAGUCAAAUAUGGCUUCCAUGCUCGGAGAAUUUGCUUUGCCCAAGCACGAGGAUCUCUGGCGUGUUGCCCCUGAUGUCAAGAAGGAGAUGAUCGGCUGCAAGAUCCUUACAGGCGGCGCAAAUCCCAACAAAGUGCCCAAGCCAGUGUUUGGUGAUGGCAAGGAGCCAGUUUCUUGGCAUUGCCAAGCCGAGACGUUCUUCGCAGAGGUCACUCACUCCUUUUAUGCAGGUGUGAUCCUGCAUGCGACUGAGACGGACGGUUCUUGUGCAGUCCAUUGUGUGAAGCAUCAGAUUCCCUAUGUAGGGAUCGCCCUGACACAAAAACAUGCGGAUCUCUUGCAAGCUCAAGUUCUCACAAGAUUGUGGCAUGACAGCUUGGACGACAAGAGUCCUAUCUACAAUGCUUCGUUGGCCAAUUUGCUUGCAGGAUCAGAGAAAAAGAAGAAUGAGGGCCAGAAGAAGACGCCGAAGAAGACCCGAAGCCGCCGUGGAGGAGCAGAUGCUACGGGUGACGAGUCUACGGCCGAACCCAAGGCCAAGAGCAAGCCAAAGAGGACGAAGGAUGAUGCCAAUACGACGACAGCCGACACUGAGCCUCAGCCCAAGAAGAAGACGAAGAAGACCAAGAGCAAGAAGGGUGCCCAGGAGCCAGAUGAUGCCGAGAUCAUUGCCCAGUUGAAGAUGCUUGAGGCUCGCGAUGGGGAUGGUGAUGAGGAAGAUCAAGGUGAAGGUGAAGAGUGA
Molecule: messenger RNA, 1503 nt
Organism: Cladocopium goreaui
Lineage: Eukaryota; Dinophyceae; Suessiales; Symbiodiniaceae
Source: the annotation of a GenBank genome assembly